Messenger RNA from Drosophila hydei, 3786 nucleotides. It is a transcript of the gene tam, whose product is annotated as DNA polymerase subunit gamma-1, mitochondrial. Gene Ontology annotation, biological process: mitochondrial DNA replication. The record is from RefSeq and is a predicted model, not a curated record. Gene Ontology annotation, molecular function: DNA-directed DNA polymerase activity; 3'-5' exonuclease activity; DNA binding. The transcript is spliced from 3 exons. The coding region runs from base 200 to 3637 and encodes 1145 amino acids. Lineage: Eukaryota; Metazoa; Arthropoda; Insecta; Diptera; Drosophilidae. Gene Ontology annotation, cellular component: mitochondrion; gamma DNA polymerase complex.
CACAUUAGAAAUUAUUUCACGUAUCACUUGAAUAGUAGACCACAAAUAAAUAUUAUUUGAUGAAGAGGACACAAUGUCAUUCCAUUAUCAAUGUCUGUGGCGGCUGAUCGAUUGUAAUUUCGAUACAUUUUUAUUUAUCACAAUGAGCGCUGAAAUUAGAUGAUAUUCGUUUGAAAAUAAUGUGCCUUCGAGAGGUUUAAUGGUAAUGCGACUGCUACGUUGUUACGCUACUAAGGCUGGGCGUGAACAUUACGCCAGCAGCAGCGUAAAGAUCUAUCGCAAGCAGAUAGGCAAAACAAAAAUAAAACCAGAACAUGUGCUGCCUUCAAAGACGAAGGAUUCCACUAAUUCGGAGUAUGCUGAAAACUUGGUGAAAGUGCAGAUGAUAUCGCAGAAUUUGCAUGCUCAGCUCUUUCCACAAACUAAACGAGAGUACUCCGAAUCAGAACAUCUCGCCGCUAAAGCAUAUACUGCGGAAUUGCUGCGUCAUGGGAUCGAUGUGGCCAGCAUAUCGCCCAUGCCAGAUGUGAAGUUAAAGCUGCCGCCGUUGCGUGGAAAAAACAUUGAGGAGCACUUUCUGGCUAUAGCCAAAGAGCAGGUUGCACCCUAUAAGACACUACUCCAAGCACUGGUUGCAUGCAAGGAGCUUCCUGCAAAGCCCAAGCGUUGGGCUUUUUAUGCCGGUUGGACGGCCUACGAUCCAGUCGAUGGCACUGCGACGCCCGUUGCACAUCCACUCGAAAGAGGGAUAAUUUUCGAUGUGGAGGUCUGCGUGCGUGCAGGCAAAGACCCAGUACUGGCAACCGCGGUGAGCACCAAGCGCUGGUACUGCUGGGUAAGUCCAAAACUUACAAAACAUCGCUUAAAUGUGCCGCACGUUGAGCCAAUCGAGGUGGAUAGCAAUGAACGACCACAUUACACGCUCGACGAGCUCAUACCUCUCGGCCUAAGCGAACACUCCUUAGUAGUCGGUCACAAUGUCUCUUAUGAUAGAGCACGACUCCGUGAGCAGUAUCUGAUAGAGGAUACGAAUACACGCUUUGUGGAUACCAUGUCGUUGCACAUGUGCGUCAGUGGCGUCACGAGCUAUCAACGAGCUAUGCUCAAAUCAAAGAAGGAACCCACUGCGGAGGAUUUGGAUUGGUUGGCCCAGAGCUCACUAAAUAACUUAGUGGAUGUGCAUCGUUUGUAUUGCGGUGGUGAGCCCUUGUCCAAGGAACCGCGAAAUAUAUUUGUUGAAGGCACGCUGGAGCAAGUGCGACAACAGUUUCAAUCUCUAGUGAACUACUGUGCCGGCGAUGUAGAGGCGACACAUCGCAUUCUCUGUAAGCUUUAUCCUUUAUAUGAAGAGCGUUUUCCACAUCCCGUAACUCUGGCGGGAAUGCUAGAAAUGGGCUCUGCCUAUUUGCCCGUGAACUCCAACUGGGAGCGUUAUAUUCGCGAUGCUCAGUUAAGCUACGAGGAUCUCAGUAUUGAGGCCAAAUACCAUUUAGGUCGACGUGCGGAAGAAGCUUGUGCGUUGCUUCACGGUGAAGAGUAUCGCAAAAAUUUGUGGCUCUGGGAUGAGGAUUGGAGCGUGCAGCCGUUGAAGCUAAAGCAGCUGCCCAAGCGCAAGAAGGUACCCACUGUGCAGCUGUCAGAACAAGGACUCAGCGUUGAGCAGCUGCGAUUGCAGCGCAAGUUCCAGCAUCUUUAUGAACAGCGUGCAUUACUACCAUCGCGAAGGCCCCUCCUGCCCGGUUAUCCGCAAUGGUAUCGUAAGCUGUGCCGCAAGCCACCCCCCAGCUACAAAGCAGAUCUGGAUGAGGAGCCUUGGACACCUGGGGCUUGUGACAUUAGCACUGGUAUGCAGAUAGCAGCCAAGCUACUAUCCCUCUGUUGGGAGAGCUAUCCGCUUCACUAUCUACGCGAGCAUGGCUGGGGGUUUCUAGUGCCUUUUCGCAGUUCCGGGAGUCAACUCAGUAGUGACCUGCCCAUUCAACAACUGCUCGCACGCUGUGCCAUUCCCGAAUUUGCGCGCAAAUUGGCUGUUGGAGAGGAAGCAGAUCUAGCCAUGGAUCAGCUGCCCAAACAAAUGGAUGAACACCUAAGCAAGCGGCAGUUCUACAAAAAAAUAUCUCAGCGACAACAGCAACUCGAGAAGCAAUACAAAGGCUCUGGUGUCUGGUGCAAUCAUGUGAUAGAUGACUGCUGCUUCUUUUUGAAGCUGCCUCACAAAAACGGCUCUUCGUUUCGUGUGGGCAAUCCGCUGUCGAAGGAUUUUCUAAACAAGUUCUCUGAGAAUGCACUCAGUAGUGGGGAUCCUUCGUGCCAGGCUGCGACUCGUGUCGUUGAAAUAGCUCGCAUGAUGUCCUAUUGGAGGAACAAUCGCGAUCGCAUUUUAGGUCAAAUGGUGGUCUGGCUACAGUCAGAGCAACUGCCUACCGAGCUACAAUCCUAUGGACAACGUAUAUUAUACGGGGCCAUUUUACCCCAAGUCGUGGUUGCUGGCACUUUGACACGACGAGCUAUGGAAUCCACUUGGAUGACUGCCUCCAAUUCGCGUAUCAAUCGCAUUGGAUCCGAGUUACGUUCAAUGGUACAAGCGCCACCAGGCUAUAAGUUGGUUGGCGCCGAUGUGGAUUCACAGGAGUUAUGGAUUGCCUCUGUGCUUGGCGAUGCCUAUGCCCAUGGUGAGCACGGUGCCACGCCCCUUGGCUGGAUGACCCUUAGUGGUAAUAAAUCGAAUGGCAACGACAUGCACUCAAUAACAGCCAAGGUAGCCGGCAUAUCAAGGGAUCAUGCAAAGGUUCUUAACUAUGCGCGCAUUUAUGGCGCAGGUCAGCAGUUUGCUGAAACGCUUCUCCAGCAAUUCAAUCCAUCUUUAAGCGCAACCGAUGCCAAAUCGAAAGCCAUAAAAAUGUUUACUGCAACGAAAGGCAAGCGUGUAUAUCGACUACGUGAAGAGUUUCGUGAUGAGCUGGAAGACAUAGCUUACAGCAGCUAUGAUGCCAGGCGCUUAGCUCUGCAAUGCAAUCGUCCAGUGAAUGAAAUGUUCCAUCGUCCUAGUUGGCAGGGUGGUACGGAGAGCGCUAUGUUCAAUCGCCUGGAGGAAAUUGCUACGCGCGAACAGCCCGAGACGCCAUUCCUCAGCUGUCGUCUAAGUCGUGCUCUGGAUUCCCAUGGGGAAGCAGAUAUGGAUCAACGUUUUUUGCCCACUCGUGUCAAUUGGGUGGUACAGAGCGGAGCAGUUGACUUUUUGCAUUUAAUGCUUGUUAGCAUGCGUUGGCUUUUGGGUCCACAUGCUCGAUUCUGUUUGAGCUUUCACGAUGAGUUGCGCUAUCUCGUGAAGGAUGAAUUGGCCCCAAAGGCAGCACUAGCCAUGCAUGUGACUAAUUUGCUCACUCGCGCCUUUUGUGCCUCACGCAUUGGCUUGAAAGAUCUGCCCAUGUCGGUGGCAUUUUUUUCUUCUGUGGAGGUGGACACGGUGCUGCGCAAAGAAUGUACCAUGGACUGUCAGACGCCCUCCAAUCCACACGGCCUCCAAAUCGGCUAUGGCAUUCCGCCUGGAGAGAGCUUAAGUAUACAUGAUGCAAUUGUCAAGGCGGGCGGAAAUGAUAUUACUCAAUGGCCAUGGCUUCAGCGAACCAACAACUAGCAGCUAAAAACCCCUCAUAUGCAUUGUUUUUGUUAAGAAUAUUGAGCAGACUGUUAAGAUCUUCCAAACCUUAUAGUGGAUUUGUUAAAAAUUUGAAAAGGAAACUUGUUUCAAUAAUACUACUUGAUCAAACAUUGAGCUGUUUUGAA